GCAUGUAAUGGGGGUUGUAGGGCAGAAAGAAAGAAAGACGAAGAGAAGUAGUACGGGACAUUUCCUCAUCAAGUUGCUUCGACAAAGCAGGUCGACAUUCAGGUCUGAAUAAAGAGGCGAAUAAAAGGAACAAUGAGGAAGACGUUUAAAUGUAAUGAGUCGAUGAUCAUCACUAUUCCUAUUGGGAAUCUGAAGGAGGCUGGAGACGGUCAGCUGAUGCCAGAGAAGUUCCACUGUGUGUUCAAAGACUCGUACAAGGUCUUUGUCAUCAACGGGAAACCUAAGCCUCUCGGAGCAGCUCAGGCCAUCGCUGGUGUGUUCAUUUGCAUUCUUGGUCUGCUUUUCCUGAAUACAUAUAAUUUGUUCUACAUUUUGCCCAGUGUUCUGUUUGUGGUGUGUGGUUUGCUGUCCUAUGCUGCAGGAAAGGCUCCAAACAUGCCUGUGGCAAAGCUGUCGUUCUCACUCAACAUUAUCAGCUUCUUCUGGUCAAUUGCAGCAUUUUCUCUUACUGUGACAGCAAUACAGUUUAUCGAUUUAUCGCCUAAGCCAGAAAAGGAUUCGCUGAAAGGAGUUGGUGGGUUGAUGAUGAGUCUGCUUGUGGUUGAAAAUAUAAUGGCCUUAUUCCUGAUCUACUGGAUGAGCAAGGCCAUUUGUAGAGAACACUUCAACACACUGCCAAUCAUACUGCUGAAACAAGAAGCCUGAACUGUGGAAACCAAAGGCAAAAGAGCUGCCCUUUUAUAUUUGUGGCAUUAUGAACUUUGUGGCUGUAUAAAAAGUCCAUCACAUGUUGUCAGGUAUGAGGUACGUCCAAAAGCAGGCUACUUUGUAUGGUAUUGCUUUUAUAUGAUUGUGGAUGAAGUCGUGUUUGUGUAAAAACAGAAAGUGGUUGGAACCCCAGAAAGAAAUUUGAUUUUAAGUUGCUUUACAUGUAAAAAUGUUUCUAACCCGUGAUAUAUGAAAUGUGUUCCACCAGUAUGUGGCUAUUUAAUAUCAGUAUAGUUUACUGAUCAUCUGUCACUGCAUAGCUCUGUACGUCAAAAUGUAUCAAACAUGUACAUGUAAAUUAUUAUCCAAUCUCACAAUCUGACAGCUACAGUACAUCUUCAGUUUUGAUUGUUUUCAACACAAUGGCCACCUUGCAAUCUUUGAGUAUACCCCAUGCAUAGAUACAGAUAAUUGUAACUUCUUUUAAACUUUUUUUUUAAACUUUAAUUUACUUUAAUACUAUUCUGCAGCAGUUCUUGCUUUCGUAUUUGUUUUGAACUAAAUACAUAAAAUUAUUUACGUUGUGUUUCUCUUUUUCUAAGCUAAGACAUUGCUGAAACUACUAAAAAUAAACAGAUCUUCUUGUA
Molecule: messenger RNA, 1355 nt
Organism: Betta splendens (Siamese fighting fish)
Lineage: Eukaryota; Metazoa; Chordata; Actinopteri; Anabantiformes; Osphronemidae
Exons: 7
Coding region: 133-705 (190 amino acids)
Source: RefSeq, a predicted model, not a curated record